AUGGAAACAUCUCUCACUUCUGAUUUUCACACCCUUAUGGAUGGAGUGAAAAGCUGGGAUUUACCCAAAUCCCUCAUUCCCUCUGAACUCCUUCUUGUUGGAGAGGAUGCCUUUCCAGUGAUGGUGAAUGACAAGGACCAGGUGCUCAUUGCAGCCUCCCACUAUGGCCAAGGCCGCAUCGUGGUUGCAUCCCAUGAGGGCUACCUAUUCCAAACUAGCGCCUCCACAUUUAUUCUCAAUGCAGUGAGCUGGCUCUGCCCCACUCCGGGGAAUCCUAUUUUAAUACACCCAUCCAUGCAAUCGAUAACUAGCAUCCUGCGUAACUCUGGAAUUAAUGCAGAGGUUAAGGCAGAACCUGGAGAGCCCCUUGGGGUUUACUGCAUCAGUGCCUACAACGAGGACUUGAUUGAGAAACUGAUCCAGUUUGUGAAGAAAGGAGGGGGCUUGCUCAUUGGCGGCCAUGGCUGGUACUGGGCUGGUCAGCAUGGUCAUGACAAGGUGCUGUCCAAUUUCAGCGGGAACCAAAUGAUAAGUGUGGCUGGAGUGUACAUCACUGGCAUCCAAGGGAACAGAGACCAAUACAAUCUCUCUAAGCUGAUUCCCAACCUUCCCCUGGAUGUGAGUUGUGAGGAUGAGCUCAAACAAGACCAGAAGCAGCUGCUGGAAGGGAUCUCUGAGAUGGACCUCCGGUCAGGGGGCAUCCCCUCACAGCUGCUGGUGCAUGGGGAACUGGCCUUUCCCGUGGGAUUGGAUAGCUCAUCUGACUGCUUUCUUGCAGCUGCCCGCUAUGGCCGUGGUCGUGUGGUGGUGGCAGGCCAUGAGCUAGUGAUACUUAAUCAAAGGAUGCAGCGCCUUGUGCUCAAUGCAUUACAGUGGCUGACAGAGAAGAAAAAAGGCAAAAUUGGGUUAGAUUUAAAAAUGAGAGCUCUGGGCCCUUUGUUAUCCAAAAACAACUUGGAGUGGAUCAGCACAGAUCGUCUGACCAGUGACUUGAGUGUCUUUUGUAGUUGUUUCACUCUUGCCCAGAUGAAUGCCAAGAAGGUGAAGGAAUUUGUUGCAGAAGGUGGAGGGUUGCUGAUUGGCAGACAGGCAUGGCUGUGGGGCCUCAAACACCCAGGAUCUAAAUGUAUGAUUCAGUUUCCAGAAAACAAGAUCCUUAGAUGCUUUGGUCUUGGCAUCACAGAUCGGGGAGGUAAACGAGGCUGCUUCCCCAUCCCCAAAUCUGAGAUGUUGACCUACCACUUACGCAAAGCUCUAGCCCAGCUUGAAACCUUGCUGCUCAAAGAACAGGGCAACUUAGAGCAGAGUUGGGGGGAGAAGAUGAUAAAAGACUGCUCCUAUAUGUUUCAAAUCCUACAAGAUGAUAUUCCCAUCUAUCUGUCUGUGAAGAGACAUAUCCUGCAAAUGAUCAAAUGGGAAGGCUUACCACCAGUGAGUAAGGAAAGCCCAGUCAAAAAGGGCAGCCCUCAGGCCCUACUGAUAGCCUUGGCCCAAGAACUGGUCAAAUCCGGAACAGACAGCUCUCUGGUGCUGGAGCAUCCCACCUUUCUACCUCCCACGGAAUCUCCUAUCACCAUUGAGAUCCAUGCAGAAAACUGCAAUUCCUGGGUGAGCACUGGACUCUACUUACCUGAAGGGCAGACUGCAAAAAUAACACUGCCUGACCAUGCUGUAGCUGCUAAACUGAAGGUCCUCAUUGGCUGCCACACGGAUGACAUAAGCCCAGCAAAAACUUACUUCCGCCCGCCUGUGGUGACGCACACGUACCAGUUAGAUACAGUAAAGAAAUCCUUCUCCUGGCUCUGGGGUGGCCUCCUCUACAUCGUGGUGCCUCCUAACUUCAAACUAGAUGGCGUGCACAUCACCAUUUCUGGGGCUUCCUUCGCCCCAUACUUCAAACUGGGUAAGACAUCCCAGAAAGAAUGGAAGGAUAGUCUCCUGCAAAAUGCAGCUCCCUGGGGAGAAUUAGCCACGGACAACAUCAUUCUGACAGUACCAACUACAAACCUGCAAUCCCUAGGGAAUCCAGAGCCUCUGCUCCAGCUCUGGGAUGAGAUGAUGCAGGCUAUUGCCGGACUGUCAGCUGAGCCCUUCCCUUUAACCAGACCUGAGAGGAUUGUUUUUGACGUGCAGAUCUCAGCUGGAUUCAUGCAUGCUGGAUACCCCAUCAUGGGCCAUGUCCCAAGCUUACUACAUGUCCUUAACGCAGCAAGUAUAAGAGCAAAAGGUCUUUGGGCUCCCUUACAUGAGGUGGGCCACAAUCACCAGAAAAGAGGAUGGGAGUUCCCUCCCCACACUACUGAGGCCAUCUGUAGCCUCUGGGCAAUCUAUGUGCAUGAGACAGUCCUAGACAUCCCCAGGGAUCGGGCCCACCCUUCUCUGAAGCCUGAAACCAGGAAGCAGAGGAUCCAACAGCAUCUGGCCAAGGGAGCUCCCCUGCGUGAAUGGAGUAUGUGGACAGCUCUGGAAACCUAUCUCCAG
Castor canadensis (American beaver) is the source of this 2481-nucleotide messenger RNA. NCBI's taxonomy places the organism in Eukaryota, Metazoa, Chordata, Mammalia, Rodentia, Castoridae. The record is from RefSeq and is a predicted model, not a curated record.